This is a messenger RNA of Ipomoea nil (Japanese morning glory), 2593 nucleotides long. Its product is annotated as poly [ADP-ribose] polymerase 2. The coding region runs from base 226 to 2148 and encodes 640 amino acids. The record is from RefSeq and is a predicted model, not a curated record. Lineage: Eukaryota; Viridiplantae; Streptophyta; Magnoliopsida; Solanales; Convolvulaceae. The transcript has 19 exons. Gene Ontology annotation, molecular function: NAD+ poly-ADP-ribosyltransferase activity.
UUUAAAUUUUAAAUAUGGAUUAAUGGAGCACCUUGACCGGGUAGUAUAUGUAGCACCAAGAGUAUAAAAGGCCCGCGCAAAAUCGUGCUCUGCACAAUGAAACAGAGUCUCUUCCCUUGGAAGUUUCUCGUACUAGUUCGAUAAAACCCCAUUCAAAGCCCUCCAAAAACCCAAAUUGAAAAGUGAAAAGCUUCAGAGGCGACAGAUUAUUGUUUCUCUUCAGCAAUGGCGAGCAAAUUCAAAGUCGACGAGCUUCGUGCAGAGCUGGCUAAACGCGGCCUUGACACAACCGGCACCAAGCCCACACUGGUGCGAAGGCUGGAAGAAGCUAUCCAGGAAGAGAGCAACCGUCAGUCCACUAGUUCAAACGGUGCUCGGGGAAACGGCAAUAAUCGGAAAAGGCAGAGGGAUGGUUCGGAGAAUGAAGACACUGAGAAGAAUAAAGUCAAGGUAACAGAGGAACUGAGGAGCAUGACUGUUAAGCAACUGAGGGAAGAAGCAAGCCGUCGUGGGAUUUCAACUAGCGGGUCGAAGAAAGAACUAGUUGAGAGGCUUUCUUCUAUCGUUGAUGAUGGUUCAGAUAACGGUAAAUUACAGGACGUUAUUGAAGUUGAAGAAGUUAAGGAAGAGAAAUUGGUCACAUUAACAAAGAAAGGUGCAGCUGUUUUAGAUCAAUGGCUUCCUGAUGACAUCAAGGCAAAUUACCAUCUUCUGCAGUGUGGGGAUGAAAUUUAUGAUGCAAUGCUGAACCAGACAAAUGUUGGACAGAACAAUAACAAGUACUAUGUUAUUCAAGCUUUAGAAUUUGAUGGUGGUGGGAAAUUCCUAGUCUACAACAGAUGGGGCAGAGUUGGUGCCAAGGGUGGAACAAAGGUCUUUGGCCCCUAUACAUCUCAACAUGAUGCAAUUCAUGAAUUUGAGAGCAAGUUCUAUGAUAAAACUAAGAAUCAUUGGCCCAACCGUAAGGACUUUGUUUGCUACCCAGGGAAAUAUACUUGGUUGGAAAUGGACUACAGUCAAAAUGGAGAAGAUUCAUCAGUUUCAGGAGAGCCAAACUCUUUAAUGAAAAAUCAACCCCGUGAAACAAAACUGGAAGGACAAAUUGCCAAGUUCAUUUCUCUUAUUUGCAAUGUUAGCAUGAUGAAGCAACAAAUGAUGGAAAUAGGAUUUAAUGCUGACAAGUUGCCCCUAGGCAAGCUGAGCAAAUCAACAAUUUCAAAGGGCUAUGACGUCUUGAAGAGGAUUGCUGAUGUGAUUAACCAAUCAGAUAGAAAGAUGCUUGAAAAUUUAAGCAGUGAAUUCUACACUGUCAUUCCUCAUGACUUUGGCUACAAAAAGAUGUGUGAGUUUACCAUUGAUACCCCUCAGAAGUUGAAACGCAAAUUGGAAAUGGUUGAAUCUCUUGGAUUAAUUGAGGUUGCCACUAAGUUGCUGGAGGACCCAACUGAGUUACAGGAUGAUCCCUUAUAUUAUCAUUAUCAGCAGCUACAUUGUCAAAUGACUCCAGUUGAUGUUGGCACUAAAGAGUAUCUAAUGGUUGAGAAAUAUAUGAAGAAUACACAUGCGAAGACACAUUCAAGUUAUAAUGUGGAUAUUGUUCAUAUAUUCAGGGUGGCCAGAGAUGGUGAAGAAGAACGAUUUCAGAAGUUCUCCAACACAAGAAACAGGAUGCUUUUGUGGCAUGGUUCUCGACUAUCCAACUGGAUUGGUAUUCUGUCCCAAGGUUUACGUAUUGCUCCUCCAGAAGCCCCUGCAACUGGUUACAUGUUUGGGAAAGGAGUUUAUUUUGCUGAUAUGUUCUCUAAGAGUGCAAAUUAUUGCUAUACAAGCCCUACUGCUGGGGAUGGUGUGUUACUUUUAUGUGAGGUUGCUCUUGGAGAAAUGAAUGAGCUGCUUACAGCAAACUAUAAUGCUGACAAAUUACCAAAGGGGAAGCUAAGUACCAAAGGAGUUGGUGCCACUGCUCCAGAUAUUUCAGAGGCUUGUACACUCGAAGAUGGCGUUGUUGUUCCCUGUGGAACCCCUAAAGAGCAGCCAGGCAUAAAGGGUAGCUUGUUGUACAAUGAGUAUAUAGUUUACAAUGUGGAGCAAAUUAGGACACGCUAUGUUGUACAGGUGAAGUUUAACUUUGGGAGACACCAGGGCUGAUAUUUAACUUAGAAUGUCAGAAUUUUAUUUUUUUAAACAAUAACCUAGAUGUGGUAGUAAGCUAAAUACAGGAAGACUGAUAACGACUAUGUUUGUUUAGAGCUUAUAGCUUAUUAGUUGCUUAAAAUAAGCUAUAAACUCUUAAAUAAGCUUUGCCAAACAGUCAUUUAGUCAUGACUCGUGAUCAUACAAAAUAGAGAGCUUAGCAGGGGUUAGUUUCAAAGAGUUCCGGAUCCAGCUUUGAUCUGCAGAGAGGGCAGUCCGGGUGGUUGGCCAGCCACGCAUCCGCGCAUUCUACAUGGAAGCCAUGGUUGCAACCCGGAAUCAACCGAACAGGUUUGUCGCUCCCUAUAUCUUCCAAACAAACAGCACAAUCAUUCCCCAGGACCAAAUCCUUGCCUGUGAUUCUUGGAAGCUUGUUAAGCUGCGUGGCAGAUAGACCCUU